AUGCAUUUGUCUCACGUCAUUGUCACGGCCUCUGCCUUUGCCUCUGGUGUUGCUGGUCUGGCACUGGCUCAACCAGAGGCUAAUCUCGAUGCACGAACCACUACGGUCCCCUGUGACAAGAUCUCGACGUACUCUACCGCGUACUUCUAUUCGAAGAUGUGCAAGAAGCCACCAGCAUCAAAGUGUCUGUUCUACACCAGGGGUCUGAGCAAGACGGCUCGCUCGUAUGGUAAGAAGGAAGGGUACACGACCAUCUGGGAACUUUGGCCCAAGGAAUUUUAUGACAAGACGCAAGUGAAGAGCAACCCUAUGCGGUGCAUCAUGCAGACUCCCAAGGAUCGUCAGAAAUACUUUGACAACAUGUCCAAGACCAUGGCAGAGACUUGUACAGAGUUCGCGACUGUUAUGACAAAGGACCCCGAGACACCUCCUCAGGACGGCAUCUGGGCAAGGAUUGAAUUCCCUCAACUCAAGGCUGGCAGCAUCUAUGGCAAGAUCAAUACCCUCGACUUGAUCAAUGCCGAUGGCACGAAGAUCAAAUCUCCGUAUUGGAGCCGCACUGCCAAGCGGGAGAACGGUACUGAACCAGCUUUCGAGGGGAACGACAUGGAGGUUGACGAGGAUGAGUACGACGACUUCCACGAUGAUGAACCGGAACAUGAGGAACAGGAGAGGGAUUUGGAGGAGGAAGAAUUCGAUGAUGACUUGGUCUUGUCCAAGCGCAAGGUGCCCGUGCGACCUGAUUGGAUGGCCCAGGAGCAGAACCUCUCCCCGAAGAACAGACUUGCCUCUAUUUUCAAGAUCGCGGACUCGAAAGACUCCGACGCAAAGAAAGAACCUGCCUCGUGGAAGCUACGCCACAUCGGCCGCCUCGUCAAACAAUACCUCAAGCCAACCUUGCCACUGACCAAGACCGCGCGGGACAUUGGAGCAGACUCCGAAGACGAGUCAACCUUGGCUGCUCGCGUUGUAGCUACCCAUCCGGCCUCAGACCGCCUCACGGCCCUCCAAUCCACACAGGACCAGAAAUCCCAGACCGAUGCGCUCGAGCAAAUCGCCAAGAUCGCCAAUCCCGCGAGCACGGGCGACAAGGCUGCAGCAGAUGCUCAGAAGUCGGACGAAGACAAGCUCAAGGCCAUUGCUAACAUCGUCCAGCCCUUCGCCGGCCGCCCGAUUUUCCGGAUCGGAGUAACUACGAACCCGAGACCGCAGACUCUCUCUGCCGCCUCCGACGCGAAGCCCGACAAGAACGCAGACAAGGCCCCUGGCUCUGGCGCCAACGUAGCGAACUCCAAGGCCGGCAAGCGAAGCGCUCAUGCUACCGAUGUGGCUGAUUCCGAGGAGUUCGUCGCGUCUCUCGAUGGGGCCGAUGGUGAUGUCCACGUCAAGCGGGAGCCGGUGAAGUUGCCGAGCAUCAAGCCGAGCACCACCACCAAGCCCAGCAGCACUAAGCCUGACUCCAAGCCUGACACCAAACCGAACACCACCAAGCCUGAUACUAAGCCUGAUACCAAGCCCGACACCACGCCGAACAACAAACCCGGCACCAAGCCCUCCCAACCCACCUGCUCGCGGGCCGGCGCCGAGGACGAAUCCGCGUUUGACGUGGGCGGACAAUUCGUCGUUCAAUGGUAA
This is a messenger RNA of Dissoconium aciculare CBS 342.82, 1635 nucleotides long. RefSeq lists its product as uncharacterized. The transcript is spliced from 3 exons. The record is from RefSeq and is a predicted model, not a curated record. NCBI's taxonomy places the organism in Eukaryota, Fungi, Ascomycota, Dothideomycetes, Mycosphaerellales, Dissoconiaceae. The coding region runs from base 1 to 1635 and encodes 544 amino acids.